AUGGUGGCAUUACUCUGUGCUCUGUCGGAUGACGGGAGCUGGAUCGGAGCGUGGCCUUUAGGCGAUGGCCAAAAUGCAUCUUUGCCCGUCAACUGUUCGGAACUCAAUACUCUGCUGUGGGAGUACACCCAGGAACUAGGUAUUCCGAUAGAUUUCUCAGCCGUUGUGGAUGACUAUUUCGAGACGGACAACGAAGCAGGCAUCAUCCUCACUGGUGGACAAAAGCUCACGGCCGACAUCGUUGUCGCUGCUGAUAGGGUUGGUUCUAAAUCAUGGUCCUUGGUCCUGGGCGAAAAGGAUGUUGCCAUCAGUUCGGAAUUCGCCUACUAUAGGGCAGCUUUUCCAGCUGGUGAAGCUUUGAAGAACCCCAUCAUUGCAAAGCAGUGUGAGAAUCAGCCUGACCGUGCAUCGAUGCACAUUGGCCCUGGUGCGGUAUGGUCGUGGGAAAAACUGAACGGCAAAUAUGCUAUAUAUUGA
Aspergillus chevalieri is the source of this 477-nucleotide messenger RNA. RefSeq lists its product as uncharacterized. Gene Ontology annotation, biological process: secondary metabolite biosynthetic process. The coding region runs from base 1 to 477 and encodes 158 amino acids. The transcript is spliced from 2 exons. NCBI's taxonomy places the organism in Eukaryota, Fungi, Ascomycota, Eurotiomycetes, Eurotiales, Aspergillaceae. Gene Ontology annotation, molecular function: monooxygenase activity. The record is from RefSeq and is a predicted model, not a curated record.